Dipodomys spectabilis (banner-tailed kangaroo rat) is the source of this 4884-nucleotide messenger RNA. It is a transcript of the gene Fam171b, whose product is annotated as family with sequence similarity 171 member B. Lineage: Eukaryota; Metazoa; Chordata; Mammalia; Rodentia; Heteromyidae. The record is from RefSeq and is a predicted model, not a curated record. The transcript has 9 exons. The coding region runs from base 29 to 2506 and encodes 825 amino acids.
UGCCGCCGCGGCCCUCGGGCUCUCGGCCAUGGCGAGGCUCUGCCGGCGCGUCCCUUGCACCCUGCUCCUCGGCCUGGCGGCCGUGCUGCUGAAGGCACGGCUGGUCCCCGCGGCCUCCCGAGCCGAGCUCGGCCGCUCCGACCUCAGCCUCAUCCAGCAGCAGCAGCAGCAGCAGCAACAGCAGCAGAGGCAGCGGGAGGAGGCUGAGGAAGAGAGGCCCGAGGUGCCGGGAGCAUCCUCUACCUUGACCGUGCCAGUGUCUGUGUUUAUGCUGAAAGUCCAGGUGAAUGACAUCAUCAGCCGUCAGUACCUGAGUCAAGCAGUUGUCGAAGUAUUUGUAAACUACACGAAGACCAACUCCACAGUAACUAAAAACAAUGGAGCAGUGUUGAUAAAAGUGCCCUAUAAAUUAGGCCUAAGCUUAACCAUUAUUGCUUAUAAAGAUGGCUAUGUGUUGACACCUCUGCCUUGGAAGACCGGAAGAAUGCCAAUUUAUUCAUCAGUUACACUUUCUCUGUUCCCACAAAGCCAAGCAAAUAUAUGGCUAUUUGAAGACACUGUUCUUAUUACUGGAAAAUUAGCUGAUGCCAAAUCUCAACCGAGUGUUCAGUUUUCAAAAGCCUUAAUUAAACUUCCUGACAACCAUCACAUUAGCAACGUUACUGGCUAUCUCACAGUCCUACAACAGUUUUUGAAAGUGGACAAUUUUCUGUAUACGACUGGAAUUACUCUCAACAAACCAGGUUUUGAAAGCAUUGAAUUGACUCCUCUUGCUGCAAUAUGUGUGAAAAUAUAUUCUGGAGGGAAAGAGUUAAAGGUAGAUGGCUCCAUUCAAGUCUCACUCCCUCUCCUACAUGCGGAUGACGUCCACAGGGGUGACCGCAUACCUGCUUGGACAUUCGAUAUGAACACAGGUGCUUGGGUAAAUCAUGGCUGGGGAGUGGUCAAAGAACAUAACAAUCACUUAGUUUGGACUUACGAUGCACCACAUCUGGGAUACUGGAUAGCAGCUCCACUUCCAGGAUCUAGAGGUACUGGUAUAAGUGAAGAUCCCAAGGACAUAACUGCCUACCACACAGUGUUUCUUACAGCCAUACUGGGAGGGACGAUAGUCAUUGUCAUUGGCUUUUUUGCUGUACUACUUUGUUAUUGCAGGGAUAAGUGUGGUACUACACAAAAAAGAGAUAGAAAUAUCACUAAGCUUGAGGUCCUCAAGAGAGACCAGACAACAUCAACAACACACAUAAAUCACAUUAGUUCAGUCAAAAUUGCAUUAAAAGCUGAGGACAAGUCACAGAUAUUUAAUGCCAAGAAUGCCUCAUACAGCCCUCAAAAAAAGGAACCAUCAAAAGCAGAAGGAGAAGAAAGAAUUUCCAUGGUAAAAACUCGGGACAAUUUUAAAAUCUACAAUGAAGAGGUUUCAUAUUUAUCAGUCAAUCAAAAUAACUACUCAAGAAACCCAGCACAGUCUUUGGAGCCAAUUGGAGGGACCAAACAACCUAAACAUAUUAACAACAAUCUGUCAUCAUUAGGUGAUGCUCAAGAGGAGAAGAGGUACCUUACAGGUAACGAGGAGGAGAUGUAUGGACGUUCCCACAUUCCUGAGCAGCUAAUGCAUAUAUACAGCCAGCCCAUUGCCAUCCUUCAAACGUCAGACCUCUUCCCCACUCCAGAGCAGUUACAUACUGCUAAAUCAGCUACCCUGCCAAGAAAGGGACAGUUAGUCUAUGGCCAAUUGAUGGAACCGGUAAACAGAGAGAACUUCACACAGACUUUGCCCAAAAUGCCAAUGCAUUCUCAUGCACAGCCCCAAGAUGCUAGGGAAGAGGAUAUCGUUCUUGAAGGUCAGCAGAGUUUGCCAUCUCAGACUUCCGACUGGAGCCGAUACUCCAAUAGCUUAUUAGAAUCUGUCUCUGUCCCUGGAACACUAAAUGAAGCUGUUGUAAUGACUCCAUUUUCAUCAGAACUUCAAGGAAUUUCAGAGCAGACUCUCUUGGAACUGUCCAAAGGAAAGCCCUCCCCACAUCCCAGAGCAUGGUUUGUGUCCCUUGAUGGAAAACCAGUUGCUCAAGUGAGGCACUCCUUCAUAGACCUGAAAAAGGGAAAGAGAGCCCAGAGCAAUGACACAAGUCUUGACUCUGGGGUAGACAUGAAUGAGCAUCAAUUGAGUAGAAAGCUGGAGAGGGAGAAAACAUUCAUCAAAAGCAUGCAUCAGCCCAAGAUUCUUUACUUGGAAGAUUUAGACCUGAGCAGCAGCGAGAGUGGAACCACUGUCUGUUCUCCGGAGGACCCGGCGUUAAGGCACAUCUUGGAUGGAGGAGGGAGUGCAGUUAUCCUGGAGCACCCUGGGGAGGAGUCUCCAGCAAGAAAAACCACCGUUGAAGAUUUUGAAGCCACUACAUCUCCCACCAGAAAAAGGGGCCGACCACCACCACUAACCAAAAGAGACAGCAAGACUAACAUCUGGAAGAAGCGGGAGGAACGCCCACUGCUUCCCAUAAAUUAACUCCGAAGGUGGCUCUGUCUGUGCUUCUUGAUGUAAAUUUUAGUAUGAACUGAAGAAGUUGAGACUGAGUGAACUCAUGGUCCUGGGUCAUGUCUCAAGGAGAGUAAAUAGUGAAUUGGUAAUUUAGCAAUCAGAGAGGAAGGCACUGAAGAAUGCUUUUUCUGGCUUAUUCUUUUUGUUUAGUUUUGAGUGAAGAAUUUGAAGCAUCAGCUUUUCAAAAUGUGAAAUAGUGUCAAAAUGUUAAUUAUUUAACAAAAUGUUUGCUCAGUCAGCCAAAUUGGUAUUCUCUUGAGAAUAAAAUAAUGAGAUGUAUAUUCCUAAAGUUACUCUAAAAAAUGUUGUGUCUGCCUGAUGACUACCAUGUUAAGUGGAAGCUCUUCUUCAAUUACAUCCCCCUCUGCCUGUACUUGAUAUCAACUUGAUAAAUGUGGGGACUGAUAUUAUGUUAGACUUCAAACACCAGACAUUUUCUUUUGUGAGAUAAAUAGCAAUAUCAUCCCCAAAGUAAAUCGUACACCUAUAUAAAAUGAGCAAGAUGUUUCUUGGUCAUUAGAGUUACCAGCUCCUUUAAAUAUAUGAACUUCACAAAAAUAGCAAUUUGAGAAAUUAAAAAAAAUAUUGAGAAAUGAUUGUUGAGAUGCAGGAUUUUUCUUUUUCUUUUUCUCCCCCACCACCUCAAAAUGAAGCAACCCAAGUUGUCAAGAAAGAAAAUUUACCAAUCUGGAAAAACAAAACUGGGAUAUUAAGACUCACUGAUACAUGUAGGCAAGAAUCAAAUUUAAUGUAUUUCUUCUAGUCAAAAAACUAUAACUCAGUCACUUAAAGGCUAGUAAACUUGAUAUAAAAUGAUAAGGAUAACGAAUUCCAAUGAAUACCAAAAUAUGGGGAGAUAAAAGAAAUAAAAAAGUUUCAUCUAUGAAUAGAAAAAGAUGCUGUUUUCCUGAGGCUCAAAAAUAUUUCAGGAAAUUAGUUAUAUAGGUAGAAGUUGGAACAUUUGUAAGAUGUUUGAGAAAAUUGCUUUCAAUUCAGGAGAAGUAUAAAUUCUUCCUAUGUUCACUUGGCUUUGUAAUUUUUGUUCUUUAUUUUUUAAUUUUAUUUAUUUAUUUUUGUGUGUGCUGGUCCUGGGACUUGAAAUCGGGGACUGGACACUGCCAUUGAGCUUUUAAUGCUCAAGGUUAAUGCUCUACCACUUGAGCCACAGCUCCAUGUCUGGUUUUAUGGUGGUUAAAGAGUCUCACAGACUUUCCUGCUUAGGCUGGCUUCAAACUACCAUCCUCAACUUUCAGCUUCUUGAGCUAGAUUUAAAAGUGUAUCAAUAUGCUUUUCAACAUAGUGAAGAAUUCAAUGAGAACACAUUCAUUAGCUAUUUGUAUGUGUCUUCAGUUCUGAAGUUAUUAUUCAUAUGUCCUAAAAGCUUUUAAUUAAAAUCAACCCUUUCCAUUUCUCCUAAAUUUUUCAUGAAGACACAUAUCUGAAGCAUCUUUCCCUUUUCCUUGAUAAAAAAGAUGAUAUAAGAUUGUUUUAUCUCUCAUUUUCUUACUAUUCAACAUAGGAGCAAUAUUGACUCAAGCCACACAAAUAAGGUGAAAGUUUAGAACCAAAUAGCCACACUUGCUUUAGUAAAAUUGUAGAUAAAAUUGAAAUGAUAGACUUCAGUCAAUAUUUUCCUAUAAUUACUUCUGAAAUCUCCUUUGUUAACCCAAAGAACUUAAAGACUUAGGGCACAUGUUUGAUUUAUAUUACUCAAACCAUGGAAAACAUAAAUGGAUAAUACAUAGACUUUUUGUUUUUUUUAGUAGUAGUGAUAAGGCUCACAAUUAGAAGUUUUUUUUAUUGGUAUGACACACAAAAAAAUAUAGAUUAAAGUAACAUGAAUGAAAAUGAUUUGGGAAACAAUGAGGAGUUAGUGCUCUGUGGAAGUGCCUUUGAUACAGAUUGCAUUAUUAGAAGGAUAUAAUAACAUUUUUCUUCAGUGUACAUUAUCUCUGUUAGCCAAGUAAACAGAUGUGCAGUUUUUAUUAAAAAUAAUAGAUCUAGUGUUUCAUGUUGGAACAAUGAAUUUUGCAUGUUGCAUUUCUUUUUCUGUGUUUUAAUCCUGUUUUUGAAUUCAGCAUACAUCGAUACAUUGUUUGUGUUGGAAUGACUUUAGAAACUGUAUAGCAAAAAUGUUCCUCCUCCUCUUCAAUAUUUCAAGUAUGUAUAUUUUUCCACCUUUAAAACUGUUCCAUUCCUCAACUUGGUAAAUGAAAUACACAAACCUAUGUAGGUGUACAACCCAGGUAUACAAGUUAUUUUAGUCAUUUGUGUGUGGAGAAAAGGAGAAUACAUUUCCCAAGGGCUUUCCUAGAACUUCUUGUUUGAUUUUAGAAGAAAACUUU